AUGCCCAACGCCUCUUCCUGGAGUGCUAGCUCGCCUCUGCUGCUGCUCUGGGAGGACUCCUCCGGGACCCGCAUCUUCCUGUCGCUGCUCUAUGCAGUCUUAGCUAUCUCAGGGACUUUAUCCAAUGUAAUGGUCAUCUAUUUAGUCUUCUCCUUCAAGAAGCUGCAGACAACCAGUAAUGCCUUCAUUGUGAACGGCUGCGCGGCAGACCUAAGCGUGUGUGCCCUGUGGAUGCCCCAGGAGGCUGUGCUGGGGCUGCUGCCUCCCAACUCCUCCUCCCUUCGCUCAACAGAGUACCGGCUACUGCGAGGGGGGCUCCUCGGCCUCGGCCUCACCGUCUCCCUGGCCUCUCACCUGCUGGUGGCCUUCAACAGGUACGUGCUCAUCACCAAGCUGCCCAGCGUGUACCAGGCCCUCUACCAGCGGAGGCACACGGGCUGCAUGAUCGGGCUCUCCUGGGCCCUCGCCCUGCUCCUGGUCCCGCUGCUGCCCGGGCUCUGGACCCCGGGCUCUGCCCAGCAGCCGCCCCCGCGGCAGACGGACGGCAGCUCUCGCUACACCGCCCUGCUCCUCGCCCUGGCCGUGCUGGGCCAGACCGCGCUGUUGCUCCACUGUUACCUGGGCAUCGUGCGGCGGGUGCGGGGCAGCGCCAAGCGGGUCAGCGUCCUCAACUUCCACCUCCUUCACCAGCUGCCCUUCCCCGCCGCCCCGCCGCCGCCCCGCCGCGCCCAGCGCCGCCUCAGCAGCGUCUCCGUCCUGCUGCUCUGCUGCGUCUUCCUCCUGGGCACCCAGCCCCUGGUGUGGGUGAGCCUCCUGGGUUUCUUCCUGCGGCCGGCGCCGCCGGCGCUGCAGGCCGCCAGCUGGCUGCUGCUCUGCUCCCUCUCGGCCCUCAACCCCCUGCUCUACACGUGGCGCAGCGAGGAGUUCCGCCGAGCUGCCCGCUCCGUCUUGCCCCGCGGCGAGGGCCCCGCCGCCCCCUCGCGCCCCGCCGCUGCCGCCGGCCCCGCCGCCGCCCCGCCCUGCCCGCAGCUGCCGCGGCGCCGGGGGACGGCGGGCAGCGCCAGUGCCGCCGCCGCGCCGCGCUGA
Gavia stellata (red-throated loon) is the source of this 1086-nucleotide messenger RNA. It is a transcript of the gene GPR88, whose product is annotated as G protein-coupled receptor 88. The record is from RefSeq and is a predicted model, not a curated record. The transcript has a single exon. Lineage: Eukaryota; Metazoa; Chordata; Aves; Gaviiformes; Gaviidae. Bases 1 to 1086 code for a protein of 361 amino acids. Gene Ontology annotation, biological process: G protein-coupled receptor signaling pathway. Gene Ontology annotation, cellular component: membrane. Gene Ontology annotation, molecular function: G protein-coupled receptor activity.